This is a messenger RNA of Ailuropoda melanoleuca (giant panda), 1089 nucleotides long. It is a transcript of the gene CBX3, whose product is annotated as chromobox 3. Lineage: Eukaryota; Metazoa; Chordata; Mammalia; Carnivora; Ursidae. Gene Ontology annotation, cellular component: nucleus. The record is from RefSeq and is a predicted model, not a curated record.
CCCCCUCGGAUGUGGCUGGAGCUUGAGGCGCGCAGGGCCGGAGACGCCGCAGACCCGCGACCCGGAGCAGCUCGGAGGCGGUGAAUAAUAGCUCUUCAAGUCUGCAAUAAAAAAUGGCCUCCAAUAAAACUACAUUGCAAAAAAUGGGAAAGAAACAGAAUGGAAAGAGUAAAAAAGUAGAAGAGGCAGAGCCUGAAGAAUUUGUGGUGGAAAAAGUACUGGACCGACGUGUAGUGAAUGGGAAGGUGGAGUAUUUCCUGAAGUGGAAGGGAUUCACAGAUGCUGACAAUACUUGGGAACCUGAAGAAAAUUUAGAUUGUCCAGAGUUAAUUGAAGCAUUUCUUAAUUCUCAAAAAGCUGGUAAAGAAAAAGAUACAAAAAGAAAAUCUUUAUCUGACAGUGAAUCUGAUGAUAGCAAAUCAAAGAAGAAAAGAGAUGCUGCUGAUAAACCAAGAGGCUUUGCCAGAGGUCUUGAUCCUGAACGAAUAAUUGGUGCCACAGACAGCAGUGGAGAAUUAAUGUUUCUCAUGAAAUGGAAAGAUUCAGAUGAGGAAGACUUGGUGCUGGCAAAAGAGGCAAAUAUGAAGUGUCCUCAAAUUGUAAUUGCUUUUUAUGAAGAGAGACUAACUUGGCAUUCUUGUCCAGAAGAUGAAGCUCAAUAAUUGUUUGUGUUGCUUUUUAUAUAUAUUUAUAUAUAUAUAUAAAAUCUGGGUCUUUGUUUUUUGAUUUAUUAGUGUGAAGAAAUAACAUUCUAAUGAAAAUCAAGUUUGAUAUGUUUGUUUUGAAGUAGUAUUGGGGGAGUUGUUGGGGGUUUUUGCAUCUAUAGCACUGGUUACUUUGAACAAAUAAAAGCUUUCUGUAGUUGCUUCCUUUAUCAGAAAAGAAUAUUUGAGGCCAUGGUAUAUUAUCCCCCUGCAUUAGAGAACACCUUUUCUAAAUGUUGGGGGAAAUCUUCAUAGUUGUUACUCAUUCAAAAUUUGUGUUUAACUCCUGUAUGCCUAAGGACCAUUCUGGGUUUUUUGUUUAGGGGUUUUUUGUGUGUACACUUAAAAUACAUACAUAAAUGGUUUUCUUUCUUUUUUUUUNACA